AAAACAGUCUUUCAUUUCUCUGUCCCUUUUACUCUCUCACUCUUUCUAUUUCCUACAAACUCACAGAUCACUAAACAGAGUGAGAGAGAAAAUGACAACCAGAACCAACGAACCACCGCAACAACCACCACAAUCAAACGGCGGCGAACGGAGACAAAGACUACCACCACCACCGCAACAACAACACUCAAACGGUUACAUGCAUCAACAACAACACCCUCAAUACUACCCUCAAACCCCCUCCCGUUCCUCCUCCUCCGCCUCCCUAAAAGGCUGCUGCUGCUGCCUCUUCCUCCUCCUCUCCUUCCUCGCCCUCCUCGUCCUCGCCAUCGUCCUCAUCAUCCUCCUCGCCGUCAAACCAAAAAAACCACAAUUCGAUCUCCAACAAGUCGGAGUCCAAUACAUGGGAAUAACCCCCAACAACCCUAGCGGAACCACCGCUUCACUCUCCCUAACGAUUCGUCUUCUUUUCACGGCGGUUAAUCCGAAUAAGGUGGGAAUCAAAUACGGAGAGUCCAGGUUUACUGUCAUGUACCGCGGAAUUCCGUUGGGAAAAGCUUCGGUUCCGGGAUUUUAUCAAGAUGCGCAUAGUGUGAGACAAGUUGUGGCUACGAUUGGAGUUGAUAGGGUUAAUUUGUUGCAAGCUGAUGCUGCUGAUUUGAUCAGAGAUGCCUCGUUGAAUGAUCGGGUCGAACUUCGGGUCUUGGGUGAUGUUGGUGCUAAGAUCCGGGUCAUGAAUUUUGAUUCUCCUGGUGUUCAGGUUUCAGUGGAUUGUGCAAUAGCAAUAAGUCCAAGAAAGCAAUCUCUUACUUACAAGCAGUGUGGAUUCGAUGGAUUGAGUGUUUAAAGAAGGAGUAAUUUUUACUAUUAAAUGUCUUUAAUUUUCACUUAAUUUCUCCCUCGACGACUCUCGUUUCUUCGAUUAAUUUUAAGAAGAAACGAGUAGGAAAAAAUAGUUCAUUAGAGGAAAUAGUGAGAUUACAAUGGCUAUCAAAAGGAGUAUCAACAAAUUGUUUAACUCCAUAGUCAAAGAAUGUGGUUUUGGAAAAAAAGUUACAAAUCAGAAAAAUUGAACAUUUUCUUAUGAGAGUUUUGCAUAAAUUUUUUAUUUGGUUACUUCCAUUGGAAGAAAAAAAAAAGCAGAACAACCUGUAAAUUGUAAAGUUGAUCCAUUGAGUGGGUUGGCUUUUUAAUUUGGUUACUUUUUUCUAA
Molecule: messenger RNA, 1212 nt
Organism: Vicia villosa (hairy vetch)
Lineage: Eukaryota; Viridiplantae; Streptophyta; Magnoliopsida; Fabales; Fabaceae
Exons: 2
Coding region: 92-847 (251 amino acids)
Cellular component (GO): plasma membrane
Source: RefSeq, a predicted model, not a curated record